Orycteropus afer afer is the source of this 1599-nucleotide messenger RNA. It is a transcript of the gene PARP3, whose product is annotated as poly(ADP-ribose) polymerase family member 3. Gene Ontology annotation, molecular function: NAD+ poly-ADP-ribosyltransferase activity. Lineage: Eukaryota; Metazoa; Chordata; Mammalia; Tubulidentata; Orycteropodidae. Gene Ontology annotation, cellular component: site of double-strand break. The transcript has 10 exons. The coding region runs from base 1 to 1599 and encodes 532 amino acids. The record is from RefSeq and is a predicted model, not a curated record.
AUGGCUCCAAAGCGUAAGGCCUCAGUGCAGAAUAAGGUCCCUCAGAAGAAGAAGGGGCACCAGGGGACAGAGGAGGAAGACAAUUUCCACUCCACAGCUGAGGCCCUCCGGACUGCACCUGCAGAAAUGCGCAGAGUCCGCGUGGACCCUGUGUGCCCGCUGAGCCACAGGCCUGGGACCCAGGUGCAUGAAGACUAUGACUGCACCCUGAAUCAGACCAACAUCGGGAACAACAACAACAAGUUCUACAUUAUCCAGCUGCUGGAAGAUGGCAACAGCUUCAGCUGCUGGAAUCGCUGGGGCCGCGUGGGAGAAGUGGGCCAGUCAAAGCUCAGUCACUUCCCGUCGCUGGAGGCAGCCAAAAAGGACUUUGAGAAGAAGUUUCGGGACAAGACCAAGAACAGCUGGGCUGAACGAGACCACUUCGUGGCCCACCCUGGCAAGUACACACUUAUCGAGGUGCAAGGAGAAGACGAGACCCAGGAGGCUGUGGUGAAGGUGAGUGGAGGCCCCAUGGAGACUGUGGUCCAGAGAGUUCAGCCCUGCUCCCUGGACCCAGCCACACAGAAGCUCAUCACCAACAUCUUCAGCAAAGACAUGUUCAAAAAUGCUAUGACCCUCAUGAAUCUGGAUGUGAAGAAGAUGCCCCUGGGAAAGUUAAGUAAGCAACAGAUAGCACGGGGCUUUGAGGCCUUGGAGGCACUGGAGAUGGCCCUGAAAGCCCCCAUGGAUGGCAGCCCCAGCCUGGAAGAGCUGUCCUCCCGCUUCUACACUGUCAUCCCCCACAACUUUGGGCGCAUCCGGCCACCACCCAUCAACUCUCUUGAACUGCUGCAGGCCAAGAAGGACAUGCUGCUGGUGCUGGCAGACAUCGAGCUGGCCCAGACUCUACAGGCAGCUCCUGAGGAAGAGAAGAAGGUGGAGGAGGUGCCACACCCUCUGGAUCGAGACUACAAACUCCUCAAGUGUCAGCUUCAGCUGCUGGACUCGGGAGCACCCGAGUACAAGGUGAUCCAGACCUACUUGGAACAGACUGGCAGCACCUACAGGCGCCCUGCCCUUCAACAUGUGUGGAAAGUGAACCGAGAAGGAGAAGGAGACAGGUUCCAGGCCCACUCGAAGCUGGGUAAUCGGCGACUGCUGUGGCACGGCACCAAUGUGGCCGUGGUGGCCGCCAUCCUCACCAGCGGGCUUCGCAUCAUGCCACACUCUGGUGGCCGUGUCGGCAAGGGCAUCUACUUUGCCUCAGAGAACAGCAAGUCUGCUGGCUAUGUUACUGGCAUGUCCUGCGGGGCUCACCACAUCGGAUAUAUGUUCCUGGGCGAGGUGGCACUGGGCCAAGAGUACCACAUCACCAUUGAUGAGCCCACCUUGAGCCAGCCACCCUCUGGCUUCGACAGUGUCAUCGCCCGAGGCCACACAGAGCCUGAUCCAACCCAAGACACGGAGCUGGAACUGGAUGGGCAUCAAGUGACGGUGCCCCAGGGCCGGCCUGUGCCCUGCCCCAAGUUCAGCAGCUCCAGUUUCUUCCAGAGUGAGUACCUCAUCUACCAGGAGAGCCAGUGCCGCCUGCGCUACCUGCUGGAGAUUCGCCUCUGA